AUAUUCGAUAUGAAUUAUCAUCCAAAUAUGAUGUCAAGGACAUGUCCUGGAGCUAUUGGGAAAGCUACACAACAGACUUUUGGAUAUCAGAAGCAAUAUGAAGGAGAUCUGGAUUCUGGUUUAGCGAUGGCUAACAGUAUUCUAAGAGAGAAUGUGAAUCAUGGGAAUCAACCAAGCCAAAACUAUCUAAAUAGAGCAAAGUCUCCGAUGAUACAGAUUGAAGACAAAGAGAAUUUCAAUAAUUACAUAAACAACGACAUUUAUAGCUUGCAAAAUGAAAAUUAUCCUGAAGAAAAUAAUGCUGUAGAGGAUAGACUAUCUAUAAUGGAUAAAGUCUACAAGCAAAGAAGACAAGAAAGAGCUAUCGAUAAUACUUCUAAAUAAUAAAAAGCUGAUCCAGGCUCCUAAAAUAAGCAAAAAUUCUAAGAAAAUUUUGCAACAGAAGUAUGGUAACUUCCCUCAAAAGAGAGUUGAUCAGAGACUUUAUGAUGAUCACCAAAAGAGACAAAUGGCUCAAAAUAUGAGAGAGAAGCAAAGUAAUAUGCAGAACCAAGAUCUGAUUAACCCUAUGGCCAGUCCUAGUUCUAUGGCUUCUUACCACUCUGUUCAAGCCAUCGGUGAAGGGGAUGGUAAUGAAAUAGCCAAUAGGCUUAUGGAUUAUAAACUAAAAUACAAAGAUCAUGAGAAGAAUCUUCAGAAGAAAUAUGAUGAUAAAGAAUGCACAUUUAAACCAAAGAUUAAUACUAGGUCUGCUCAAUAUGCAAGCCAGCCAUCAUACGCAGUGUCAUUAGAGUUCAGGAAUAGCAUGGAUGUUAAAUAAAUACCAGAAUAGAGAAAAUAAGAUUAAAAGCGACCAGAACUGCACUUUUAAACCAGAAGUAAGCCGGAAAAGCAAAGAACUGGCUGAAAAGAAAGAAUAUUUUGAAAACCAACCUUCUAAUGUGUUUAACAGGCUCGGAGGUUAUGCUAAGAAUUCUGAUGUAAAGAGCUUUGAAAAUAGCAGUUGAGGGUACAACACUGAGAAUAAUUUCAAACCAACAGUAAAUCCAAUCUCUGAAGAAAUUGAUAUCAAUAUUCAUCAUAAUGAUGAAAGGCCAAGGUGGGAAAGACUAUACCAGCUUAAAGAUGAGAGAGAUUACAUGCUUAGUCAGAAGAUGAAACUGAGAGAGUUCGAGAAGUUCAAAGAGGAGCAACAAUGUACAUUUAAGCCGAAGCUUCUCUCUAAAAGUGUUGAAAGAAAGACAAACACAUCCACUUGUAAUGAGUAUUAUCGUAACCUGAACUUUUCUCCUGACCUGAAUGUGCUUGACAGAAUUACCAACAGGGAUUAUAAUGUGAGAUCUCCCAUGAGAUUCAGCUUUUCUGAUCAAGAAAGAUUCGACGAGGUGCCAUCCCAAGAAAUGGAUGUUCAUCAGAGAGCCCAGUUAUGGACCAAAGCUAAAGAGAAAAAGCUUGAGAAAAUCAGAAAUAAAUCCAAAGGCAAAGGCAUGGAAGAAUGCACAUUUAAACCUAAUUUAAAAAAGGGAAAGAGAUCUAGGAGCAAUCUAAGGGGCUCUAAGUCAAUGAAGCGGUUCCAAACUGCAAAUAGCAUCCAGAAAUAUGUCAACAGAAUCAGUGGGGUUAGAGAAACUAGAGAUACGAAGGAAAUACGAGAAGGAAAGAAGGUCGGAAGUGGCAAGAACUGGACCCAUAGAAUAACAGUUCCAAGAGAACCAGCACUCUCAUACAAGAAUGGGAGGAAGAAAGUGAAGAGAAAGAAUGCCUCUAUCGAGAGGAAUAUUUCGAAAGAACUACUUUCAAGAAAUGUCUCUUUGAAAGAUAUUGACACUAAAAAUUAUAACAGAGACUAUGAUAAUUCUUAUAGUAUGCACAAUCAUUAUUACCAAGAGGAUGAGUCUGAAACAAUGUUACGAGAAAGCAUCCAUUUUGAGAAUCUUCAGAGAAGCAGAGAACUAGCUGAACAGAAGCUUAGGUCUCAUAAUGAAAGUGGAUUUUCUUAUGCUUCUUCCUAUAAAUCAGGAGAGCAGAGUAUUUUCAAUCAAAAUAGUUUUUCAAGAUCUCAAUCAAAGAUCGAACAACUUAAGAAGAAAGUUAUAUCUCAGGUAUCACCAAGUGAGAAGAAUGUAAGACAAAGAGAGUCAAUGGAUGCUGUUCCAAGGAUGGCCAAACCUCCUUUAGCUCCAACUGGAUCAAUGGCGCUUAAUAAAUCCAGAGAAUCAACCCAAAAGAUGUUGAGAAUCAGUGACCAGGAGAUAUUAGAGGAUGAAAAUGAAGAAUUAGGAUCAGAUGGUGAACAAGAUGUGUACCAAAAUGAUGAGCCUCCUCAUACCCAAGAUAAUAACUUUGAUAGCGAAUCAGUAGAUAUUGAUGAAGACAUCUUUGAUGAUCUUAAAGGGGUGUUCCACACUGUUAUCCAGAAUAUAUAAAAACAAGACUGUAAAAUUUCUAUAAA
This is a messenger RNA of Moneuplotes crassus, 2452 nucleotides long. The record is from the annotation of a GenBank genome assembly. Lineage: Eukaryota; Ciliophora; Spirotrichea; Euplotida; Euplotidae.